Molecule: messenger RNA, 303 nt
Organism: Strongylus vulgaris
Lineage: Eukaryota; Metazoa; Nematoda; Chromadorea; Rhabditida; Strongylidae
Source: the annotation of a GenBank genome assembly
GGUCGAAUCCGUGACUCACGCGAAUCAUCCGGUUUCGACGAUUCACACGAUCUUUUAGAUGAUGCCUUACCGCAGGCGAUGACGGCGCCCGUAUCGCCAUCAGUACCGUUAAGCGCUAGCAGUCACUCGGACGGCUGGAAAUACUCAUCGCAGAAGUUGCUGUGGAAAUUAAAACCUCGCUACAUCAACUUUAGCCAUGCAUCGAGCACAUCAUCAUCCACGGAUUCGGCGUGGAAGUCAUUGGAAGCGCCUAAGUUUGCUGCAAUUGGUGGCACUGCCUCAUUGAUACUACGCUGGCUUUAG